AUGAAGAAAGGUGAUAUCCUAUCAGCAUUACAAUUAAGCUAUGAUCAAAUGCCGUCUUAUUUGAAGCAAUGUUUUGCUUUUUUUUCCCUUUAUCCUAAAGGUUUUACCUUCAAUAGUGAUGAAAUUAUAAAUCUUUUCGCAACCCUUGGGUUAGUUCAACCUCGAAAUGGAAGUGAAAAGAUAGAGAGUAUUCUAAGAGAAUAUAUAGACGAGUUAAAUUCACGAUCAUUUCUUGAGGAUUUCAAAGACUAUGGCUACUAUUACAAGUUCAAAGUACAUGAUUUGAUACAUGAUCUUGCAAUACAUGUUGUGAGAGACUACUUUGUAUUGGUAAGCUCGAACACUCAAACUAUACCAGAGAAAGCAAGGCAUUUAUCAAUUUUAGAAAAUGUUUUACUUGACUCUAGUUUGAUUCCGGAGUCCAAAAGAGUGAGAACUAUACUGUAUCCUGUUCAAGGAGUGGGUCUUAAAAGUAAAGAUCGUUUGCACACAUGGAUAUUAAGAUACAAAUACUUACUAUACUUAGAUUUAAGUAGUUCUUCAUUUCAGACUUUGCCAACCUCAAUUGCCAAAUUGAAGCACCUGUGUGUUCUCUAUAUUAGAGAUAACCACCAAAUUAAAACACUUCCGCGCUCUAUUUUCAAACUCCAGAGUUUGCAAGUUUUGUCCCUCGUUGGAUGCACGAAACUUGAAACAUUGCCCGAAGGAUUCGGGAAGUUGACAAGCCUUAGAAAACUGUAUAUAACCGCAAAACAACUUUUUCUGUCACUGGAUGAAUUUGCAAGCUUGAAUCAUCUUCAAGUUUUGGGUUUAUAUAAUUGUGACAAUAUGAAGCAUUUAGUCAGCAGGGCAGAAACACUAUUCACUUCUCUUGAAGCAUUGUAUAUUCAAUCUUGUAAGAGCUUGGAGUCUUUCCCUCUUUAUAUUUUCCCGAAAUUGCAAACUCUGGUAAUUAAAGAUUGUCCGAUGUUCAGUCUGUCGUUGAACUAUGAAGGCCCAAUCCGGAGGCAGAGAUUGAGGUUGAAACAUCUGCAUCUUAAGAGUUUUCCACAACUUUUGAAACUGCCUAGAUGGAUUGAAGAUGCAGCAGAGACUUUAGAAACCUUGAAAAUUCGAAAGUUUCCAAAACUCAAGAUGCUUCCUGAGUUUCCAACAUUAAUGACUCAUCUCAAAAGCCUAUAUAUUGAUCUAUGUCCCAAACUUUUGAGCCUUCCAAGUGACAUGCAUCGUCUCACUGCACUUGAAGAACUUCGCAUUUAUCGUUGUCCUGAGUUGUGCCAAAAAUUACGGCCCCCAUCUGGAGAGUACUGGCCCAUGAUUGGCCGCAUCAAGCGAAUUUCUAUUGGAAAACAUUAA
Molecule: messenger RNA, 1356 nt
Organism: Vicia faba (fava bean)
Lineage: Eukaryota; Viridiplantae; Streptophyta; Magnoliopsida; Fabales; Fabaceae
Source: the annotation of a GenBank genome assembly